AAUCGGCCUACUUAUAAAUUAAAAUUAAGCAAUAGUAAGCUCAAUAUUACUACUAAAAAAACAAGCUCAAUAUUAGAAAGAGAAUUAGCCCAAUAGUGACUAGGUUAAUUUCUUUAGGCGACUAGUUUAAAAAGAGAAUCAGCCUAAUAGUAACCAGGUUAAUAAUUUUUGUCUUUAGUAUGCAAUAGCAUUUUCAGUAAGGUAUUCCAAAUCUAAAAAAAUAUCGCCUUAAAAAUAACAGUAGAAAAAACUAAGAAAGAAAAUUGACCAAAAACCCUAAAAAAGAAAUAUAACGAAAAACCCUAAAAAAGAAAUAAAAAUGUGAUUUUUAUUUUAAGGUGAUAAAUAAAUUGAUAAGAUGAUGAAACUAAUUUGGAGAUACUUUCUCCGUAAUCAAAAAAAGAUCCCUACUUGAUGUACUACUAUAUUAAUCAAGAGAAUCCAUACUCCCUUCUGAUUCUCAUCCCUCACUCAUUACUUAUUUAUUAAAUUCCCUACACUCUCUUCUUCCGUUACACAAAACCAAAACUCUCUUUUUCUCUCAACUUUCUAAACCCAAAAAACCCAAACUUUUCCAUUGAUCAUAUUCAUGGACUCUCAAGUCCAACUUAACCCAUCCCCUACCCCUUCCUCCGCCAUAACUCGGCUGAACGCCUACGUCGCGAGCAGCCGAGUUGGCAAACACUUUAAACUAACUAAACGCCGCACGACCUUCACUACGGAGGUUCGUGCCGGCACAGCCACGUUCUUAACCAUGGCCUACAUCUUAGCUGUUAACGCUUCUAUUUUAGCUGACUCAGGUGGUACUUGUUCAGUUUCAGAUUGUAUACCUCUUUGUUCUGAUUCUGUUUUCCCUGUUUCGGAUUGUCAGGGUCCUACUAGACACGUCAUCACUCCUGAUGAGACGUGUAAGUUUGACCCUGUUAAUCCUGGGUACAAAGCCUGUCUGGCGACGAUCAGGAAAGACCUGAUCGUCGCCACUGUGGCUUCGUCCCUUAUUGGGUGUUUAAUUAUGGGUAUUUUUGCUAAUUUACCACUCGCGUUGGCCCCCGGUAUGGGGACCAACGCGUAUUUUGCCUACACUGUUGUAGGCUUUCAUGGGUCUGGUAACAUAUCGUACCAAACUGCCCUUACGGCUGUUUUUAUAGAAGGAAUUAUAUUUUUUAUAAUUUCCGCGGUCGGGCUACGUGCCCGGUUCGCUAAAUUAGUCCCCAAACCUGUCCGAAUCUCAUCCGGAGCCGGAAUUGGAUUAUUUCUCGCAUUUAUAGGCUUACAAAACAGCCAAGGAAUCGGGUUAAUUGGUUACAACGGGUCAACUCUGUUAACACUUGGAGGAUGUCCGAGUUCGUCCCGAGUCGCACUCGCUCCUAUUCUAAAUUCCCAAAACGGGACCGUUUUAAUGCCAGGUGGUAGCAUCUCGGAUAAUAUAUAUUGCCUAAACCAUCGUAUGGAGAGCCCCACAUUAUGGUUAGGUAUACUUGGGUUUAUUAUUAUUGCUUAUUGCUUGGUUAAAAAAAUUAACGGAGCAAUGAUAUACGGCAUCGUUUUUGUAACGGCCGUUUCAUGGUUCCGUAACACAAGUGUCACGGCGUUCCCCCGCAAUGAAGCGGGGGACGCCGCAUUCGAUUAUUUUAAGAAGGUGGUUGAUGUACACAUUAUUAAACACACAGCUGGCGCGCUCGAUUUUAGUGGAAUUACUAAAGGGCCCUUUUGGGUAGCGUUAAUUACGUUCUUUUACGUGGAUAUAUUGGAUACAACAGGGACACUUUCGUCAAUGGCACGUUUCGCAGGUUUUAUGGAUGAAAACGGCGAAUUUGAAGGCCAAUAUCCGGCGUUUAUGAGUGACGCUUUUUCAAUUAUUGUGGGGUCACUUUUAGGAACGUCUCCCGUAACGGUAUUUUUAGAAUCGUCAACAGGUAUACGUGAAGGUGGGAGGACUGGUUUAACGGCGUUAACUGCUGCUAGUUAUUUCUUCUUAGCGUUGUUUAUAACGCCGUUAUUGGCGUCAAUUCCAGCGUGGGCAGUUGGACCACCGUUGAUUUUGGUGGGUGUUUUGAUGAUGAAAUCAGUGGUUGAUAUUGAUUGGGAUGAUAUGAAACAAGCAAUACCAGCUUUUGUUACAUUGAUAUUAACACCAUUUACUUAUUCAAUAGCAUAUGGUUUAAUUGGAGGAAUUGGGACUUAUAUUGUCCUACAAAUUUGGGAUUGGAGUGUAAUGGGCCUAAAUAAAUGUGGGAUUGUUGGUGGACUAAAGUGCAAAAAUGGUGCUGAAGUUGCAAAUAAUGGGGUUCAAGUUCAGCUUAAUGGUACCAAUAAUCAUGGUAAUGUAGAUGGAAGCAUUAAAACACUUGAGGUAUAGUACAUACUAGUUAUAGUAGUUUUUUUUUGUUUUGUAGUUUUAAAUUAGGAUAUAAAUUCUUUUUGUAAUUUUAGUUUGCUUUAUUUUAGUCUUUGGUUAUUUGAUUUUUUAGGUAAAGUUUUGUUUGAAGGGAGGAGGGUAGUAGGGUGAUUAAGGGAGAUUAGUAAUGAAUUAGAUUCAAAUUUGUACAUAUUUUAGUUAUAAAGCAAGCAAAUGUAGGGACAUUUAUAAUGGUAUAUUCUCUUUUUAGCAUGUUUAUUUAUUCCAUAGAGUUCUAUGAUUCAAUAGAUCAUCAUGAGUAUGUCAUUUUUUGUU
Messenger RNA from Beta vulgaris subsp. vulgaris (sugar beet), 2674 nucleotides. Its product is annotated as adenine/guanine permease AZG1. Gene Ontology annotation, molecular function: purine nucleobase transmembrane transporter activity. The transcript has a single exon. Gene Ontology annotation, biological process: transmembrane transport. The coding region runs from base 590 to 2359 and encodes 589 amino acids. Gene Ontology annotation, cellular component: plasma membrane. Lineage: Eukaryota; Viridiplantae; Streptophyta; Magnoliopsida; Caryophyllales; Amaranthaceae. The record is from RefSeq and is a predicted model, not a curated record.